UUCUAGAGCUACGGCAUUACCGUAUGGGAGUAUCGUUGAGCGUUUCUCGGAAAAAAAUAAGUCAACCGACAGAUGGAGUUAACCAUCAACCCUGCCUCUUACAGUACUUGGAUAUGGUCCAUUAUGAAAAAAAAGUGCUUACUUUUCAUGACUUUUUGGACUGUAUUUGUUGUUUUAUUAGGUGUUUAUUGGUAUCUACAGCUUUUGCAACAUGAUCAACACACACAACCAAAUAUCGCAGCUAGAGAACAAAGCUCUAUCAAUAAUGGACUAGGUGCUUCAUCUGCAUUUCUUGAUUCCAUGAAAAAAUACUGCAAUAUUCCAACUCUAAAUCAUUUUAAUGGUCUUGAAGGUAAUUUUGAAGAAGAAUAUGAUCUAUUGGGAGUUAUAACAAUAUUUCGACAUGGUGAUAGAGGCCCACUAGUUACAGUGAAUGAUAAAAUAGAAAUAAAUUGUAGUUCAUAUGUGACUGAAAGAUAUAAACAACUAGAAAAUUAUGUUAGGACAUAUAAAUCAGAUCUUCUUGUGGUUAAGCUACUACCUAAAAGUGAUUUUUGUAUUCCUGGUUUGUUGUCUAAACAAGGGGCUUCACAGUUGAUAGAACUAGGAAAUGGAUUUAAAGAAUCCUAUGCAAAAUACUAUGAUUUCUCUGAUUCAAAUGCAGUAAAGCAUGUCUCAGCAAGCACAACUCCAUACAGUCGAACGAUUCAGUCGGUCUAUUCGUUCUUGUUUGGACUCGUGGGCUCUAAAACGUUUUUGAACAUAAACCUUCAAAAGAAGAGUGACGUGACUUUCUGUUUUAAAAAUUGUCGAUGCGAAGCUGCAAUUCGGCUUGAGAAAUCGCAUAAACUUGAACUAAAUAAAUUGUUCGAAAACGAUUUAAGUUUGACAAAUUUCUCCUCCCAGGUGCAAAUGAUUCUCAAGAAUUCCGGGAAAUCUAAAAAAUCCAUUCUUCCUAGUACUCUUAAAGAUAUGGUUCUUCAUUACGCUUGUCACGAUCAAAUUCCUGAUUGCUCCAUUAAAGAAUCCAUAUGUUUAAACUCGACCACCAUUAUGUCCUUGGAUUACUACUUAAAGCGUGAAGCUGAAGCUAGCGCUAGUGGCCUUAAUUUGAAGAAAGCAGCAAUCCUUCGAGCUUACGGCCUCUUAAACAACAUUGAUCAACAGAUUCUGUCUUGGAUCAACAUGUCAAAAAAGCGUAAAUCGAAAAUUCUGCUUAAUUUUCCUUAUUUCCAUUUCUUUUCUGGGCAUGAUUUGACUUUGAUGUACAUUCUUGCAAGCCUUCAUAUUUACGACGGCUACUUACCUCACUUUGCGUCUCGUCUUACUUUUGAAAUCCUUUCGAAGGGAAGUCAAUACUACCUACGCAUAUUGUGGAAUGGCCUUGAUGUUACUAAGAAAAUUUGCCCUUCUUCUCCGACCUACUGCAAUGCUCGAAUUCUCGUUAAUUUUCUUCACAUUGAGAUGAAACGAUAUUUCCAAACGGAGAAAUUCUCCGAAGCCUGUGAAGUCUAGUCCGCAGUUCUUUCUAUCUUCAUCUUUUUGGUCUUUUAGCGGAUACGUGAUGUUUGUUUUUAAAUUUUUAUUUUCGAGUGUUAUAAAUAGUUAAAUACAUUUAGAUUUUCCUUCUUUA
Molecule: messenger RNA, 1633 nt
Organism: Daphnia pulex (common water flea)
Lineage: Eukaryota; Metazoa; Arthropoda; Branchiopoda; Diplostraca; Daphniidae
Product: 2-phosphoxylose phosphatase 1-like
Exons: 7
Coding region: 73-1515 (480 amino acids)
Biological process (GO): glycosaminoglycan biosynthetic process; chondroitin sulfate proteoglycan biosynthetic process; dephosphorylation
Cellular component (GO): Golgi apparatus
Molecular function (GO): phosphatase activity
Source: RefSeq, a predicted model, not a curated record